Molecule: messenger RNA, 723 nt
Organism: Aspergillus calidoustus
Lineage: Eukaryota; Fungi; Ascomycota; Eurotiomycetes; Eurotiales; Aspergillaceae
Source: the annotation of a GenBank genome assembly
AUGGCGUUGGAUUUGCAGCCGCCCAGCGAGCGCAAGCGUGUUAAGGUCUAUGAACUCAAGGAGAAUGACUGGUUUGAUCGCGGAACAGGGUUUUGUACCGGCCGAAUCCAAGAUGAUGAACCACGGAUAUUCGUCGAGUCAGAAGAUAAGCCCGUCCGAGUGCUUCUCGAGACGAAAAUCUCCAAGGACGGCGGAUACCAGAAGCAACAAGACACCUUGAUCGUGUGGACCGAGCCGAAUCAGACAGACAUGGCGUUAAGUUUUCAGGAAGCAGAGGGUUGCGCAGUAAUAUGGAAUUUUGUCAAUAACGUUCAGCAACAUCUUCUUAACCUGGCCGCUGGCGAUGACGCACUCUCCGACGACCUCGAACACCUUCAAACCGUCCAAUUACCUCCUGCCGAGCUCGCGCACCUUGCUGAUAUCGAUCACCUCAUGAGAGCUGCGAGCAUAACACAAGCUGGUAGAGAUGCGCUGUCCAAAUGUGUUAUCCGAGACGAAUAUAUCCACAAACUGCUUCCUCUAGUCACAAUUGCCGAAGACCUCGAAAGCCUCACUGACCUGCACCGAUUAUGCAACAUCAUGAAAUCCCUCAUCCUUCUUAAUGACACUACCAUAAUUGAGACAGUCGUCACCGACCCAGUUAUACUUGGUGUUGUUGGGGCUUUGGAAUGUACGUUUGGUUACGCUUUCAUGCAUGGAAGGGCGUUGACGGUCUACAGAUGA